GUGACAGAGCCAGGUCCACACACACCGACAUACAUCUGGAGAGAUGACGCGACAGGGGAUUCCCUUACAUGCGACAAAUGCGCUCCUGGAACAUACUUACUGAAGCAUUGCACAAAGGACCGCAAGAGCGACUGCGGACCGUGUCCAAAGUCCCACUACACAGAGAUCUGGAACUACAUCGAACGGUGUCAAUACUGCAAUCGUUUUUGCACGGCUAAUGAGAUUGAAAGCGUACCGUGCACCCAACUGCACAACCGACAGUGCGAGUGCAAGGACGGGUUUUACAUGAGACAUGGGUCAUGUUCAAGGCACAGAAGGUGUCCGCCCGGUGAAGGGGUCAUCUCCAGUGGUAGGCUAAGUGAUAAUAUAAUGUUUGGCUACCCUUCAUAAUGAAUACGCCUUUUCCACUGCCAUGUUUCCAGUUGGCUCUGCAAACCACUGCAAUCUGUUUACAGAUUAAAUACAACAUGUACGAACAAUAUCCUUAUUUUCCAGGAACAGCACACACUGAUGUGAAGUGUGAACCUUGCCCAGGGGGCUUCUUCUCUGCAGAGUCCUCCAGUAGGAAAACCUGUCAGAAAUUUUCUGUGUGUGCCCCAGGUUAUACCACUAUACCCGGCAAUGACAUGAAUGAUGUUUACUGCGCAAAAUGUACGAAUGGUUCAAGAACACAUGAAGGUGAGAAUAUUUUGUCCAUGCUGUUUAGUCUUUUGUAGGCACAUAUGGAAAAACAUUUAUUAAUGAUAAUUGUGUAAUAUCUUCUAACCUACCAAAACUGAAAAUGAAAAGCCUUACUGUGCAUUGCAAAAGGUGGUCUCAUUUAUUGUAAUGCAGUCAAUUAAUAUGGUCUUGGUUUCUCUCCUUUUCUCUUUCUCACUCUUUCAACCACUCAGAUGAAGCUAUCUGUGAUGGGGAGUUGAUGGAAUUCCUGGCACUGCAGAUCCUCUCACCAAGAAAGGAAAAAAGACUGGUGGCUGUGCUCAGGAGGAGUGCGGGGAAAACCACAACCAAAGAUGCAACUGUCCUAGACCUCCUCAAAUCUAUUAAGAGCAAACCUAGCAAACCUUUUGCUAUUCAAAUGCUUGCUAUCCUGAACACAGACAGGUUGCUCCAUUUAAGAACUAAAGUCAACAAA
Molecule: messenger RNA, 1135 nt
Organism: Coregonus sp. 'balchen'
Lineage: Eukaryota; Metazoa; Chordata; Actinopteri; Salmoniformes; Salmonidae
Source: the annotation of a GenBank genome assembly